This is a messenger RNA of Scedosporium apiospermum, 1152 nucleotides long. RefSeq lists its product as uncharacterized. The record is from RefSeq and is a predicted model, not a curated record. Gene Ontology annotation, molecular function: methyltransferase activity. Bases 1 to 1152 code for a protein of 383 amino acids. Lineage: Eukaryota; Fungi; Ascomycota; Sordariomycetes; Microascales; Microascaceae. The transcript has 7 exons.
AUGUCGAAGGCUCCGGAACCGCCUCGCCGUGUUUUCAUGGAGCAUGGCCGUGAAUAUGGCUACUACGACUACCUGUUCCCUUGCGACCAGCUUGAGGAGGAUAAGCUCGAUAUCUUCCACCACGCGAUCCUCGAAGCCCAGCAGAACAAGCUGUAUAAAGCUCCUGUCUACUUCAGACAUAGAUCCGAACCAUUGCCGUCAAGCAAAGAUGGCGAGGCUAAGACGUUUCCGAGAAGAGCUGGACGGCAGGUCCUAGAUUUAGGAACUGGAACUGGGUUGUGGGCUAUGUCUAUGGCCGAAGAGUAUCCCGAUUCUUUGGUAUUUGGCGUGGACUUUUAUGACUUCCUUCAGCCCCGCGAAAUUCUGAAAACGACGUACUUUUGUGGGCAUGUCAACAUCGAGCAGAAUUGGGAACCACUCUACCACUUUGUUGAUUGGGCUAUUCAAAAACGGAGAACGGAAGGUAACCCCAAGCCUGAAAUCGACAAAACAAACUGGGACUUGAUCUAUGUCCGGAUGAUGAACGGCUCGAUCAAAGACUGGCCGGCUCUUUACAGGAAGAUUUACAAUCAUCUCACUCCUGGCUUCGGCUGCGUCGAACUCGUAGAGAUAGACUGGACCCCGCGGUCGGACGAUGAUACACUGCCUCGGAAUUCGAAUUUCGAGAAAUGGGUCGGCCUGCUUCACAAGGCGAUGGACAGGGCCGGACGGAGUUUGAGAAUCAACCCGAACACAAAGAAUUUACUUCGCGAGGCCGGUUUCGUCGAUGUUGAGGAAAGUACUGUGAAACUUUACCACAAUCCUUGGAACCGCGGCGGACACACUGAGCAAGUCGGGAGGUGGUUUAAUCUUGGACUUACCCACGGUCUCCAGGGUCUAAGUUUAUCUCCUCUAACAAGGAUUCUCAAUAUGCGGGAGAGCGAAGUGAACGAGCUCGUGGGAAAAGUCCGGCAUGAAACAUGUCUUCUCAAGCACCACGGAUAUUGCAAUCUCCAUAUCUGGACUGCUCGGCGACCUGCCGAACCAACAGGCUCGACGAGCCACGCCACCUCAAACCCCACAAGUAGCCAUACCGGCAACAAUGGCCCAAGCAAUAUUCCGAAUGCCACGGCAAGUAGUAGCUCGAGCGGCGCCGGCAAGAAGAGCCAAUAG